Colletotrichum gloeosporioides is the source of this 288-nucleotide messenger RNA. RefSeq lists its product as uncharacterized. Bases 1 to 288 code for a protein of 95 amino acids. The transcript has a single exon. Lineage: Eukaryota; Fungi; Ascomycota; Sordariomycetes; Glomerellales; Glomerellaceae. The record is from RefSeq and is a predicted model, not a curated record.
AUGCAGCUCCCUCACCUCUCCCUCAGCCUCCUCCUCCUCCUCGGCGCAACAGCGACGGCGCAGAAGACGGGCCCGAACGGCAAGCGCAUCUGCGUCGGCGGCGCCAUCUCGUGCCAGUACGAAAAGGGCCGCUGCGCCAACAUCUGCGGCGACUCCUUCGUCAACGGCCAGGGCACGCCGGCCUUCAUCGACCCCAACUGCUCGUGCCCCGAGGGCCAGGCGGAUAACAAGUACACGGGCGCGGCGUGUAUCGAUGUGGUGAGGGCGUUGGGGAGACAGGGGUGCUGA